Messenger RNA from Coffea eugenioides, 399 nucleotides. RefSeq names its product receptor kinase-like protein Xa21. The record is from RefSeq and is a predicted model, not a curated record. The coding region runs from base 1 to 399 and encodes 132 amino acids. The transcript has a single exon. Lineage: Eukaryota; Viridiplantae; Streptophyta; Magnoliopsida; Gentianales; Rubiaceae.
AUGGGUGUUGCGGCAUCAACUCUGGGGGAUGUCUAUGGAUAUGGAAUUCUUUUGCUAGAGAUGAUUACAAGGAAGAGGUCAAUAGAUGAUAUGUUCGUGGAUGAACUGGAUCUGCAUAAUUAUGUUAAUAGGGCCUUGCUUGGACAAGUUUAUGAGAUCGUGGACCCCUUGCUGCUUUCUAAAGCAGGAGAUGAAAACAAAAGAAUGGAUCCUGGAGGGGAUAAAAUUGAUGGUGGAAGAGAGAUGGAGUGUGUUAUUUCCCUGGUGAAAAUCGGGCUCAAAUGCUCAGAAAAAUCGCCAAAUGAUCGGAUGCACAUGAAUGAAGUUGUCGGAAAAUUACAUCAUAUUAAGGAUGUUUUUCUUGGUGUCAGUGCAUAUCCAAAAAAUCUUGAAGCUUAA